AUGCGAGCAAGUAUCGUCAUUAUUUUGGCUUUCGUCAGUGGGAUUGUUAUAGCCACAUCUAGAAAUCAUAAUUAUUCUCAUUUCGUAAAGCAUCACGCAAGACCACGAGUGAUCCGUGGUUUUAAACCUGAAUACAUGUCUACAGCAUAUGGUUUUGGGAAAAGACAAAGUGUUGUCGAAGUCCCGAAAGUUAAUAAACACGAACGAAUUUUAGCUACACUUCUACGUUAUUUUCCACAGGGAAUUCCCGUGGAAUGGUUACUUCAACAAAUGAAAACAAAUUCAGCUUUUGCAACAAAAUUAACACAGAUGUUAAUAGACGAACGUACUAAUUUUAUAUCAACGAUGGAUCGCUCUAAUCCAGAAAGAAUAACUUGGUUAUAUUAA
This is a messenger RNA of Eufriesea mexicana, 387 nucleotides long. Its product is annotated as allatotropin. The record is from RefSeq and is a predicted model, not a curated record. The transcript has 2 exons. Lineage: Eukaryota; Metazoa; Arthropoda; Insecta; Hymenoptera; Apidae. Bases 1 to 387 code for a protein of 128 amino acids.